This is a messenger RNA of Colletes gigas, 1771 nucleotides long. It is a transcript of the gene dib, whose product is annotated as cytochrome P450 302a1, mitochondrial-like. The transcript is spliced from 8 exons. NCBI's taxonomy places the organism in Eukaryota, Metazoa, Arthropoda, Insecta, Hymenoptera, Colletidae. The coding region runs from base 194 to 1753 and encodes 519 amino acids. The record is from RefSeq and is a predicted model, not a curated record. Gene Ontology annotation, molecular function: monooxygenase activity; heme binding; oxidoreductase activity, acting on paired donors, with incorporation or reduction of molecular oxygen.
AGUAAGAAAGAGACCAUGAAAUCAGAAGAGGCAGAAGCAUACUUCGCGUCGCAAGGCUUUAAAAGAUUCGGAUACAUAGUCUAUAAAAUCCAUACGACGUAGAUGUGUUGUUUCUGGAUCGUUGUUGAAGAUAUUCCAUCACGAUUUGUAACUUGUACUCGUAAUUUGUUGUGUGAACGAUCGUGCAAGCGCAAUGUAUACGCGGCUGAGCAGAUGCAAUCAGUCUGUGCCUAAAAAGAAACUGCGUCACCAAUUUGUCUGUGAUAACUUUGCGGUACGCAGGACCGUAGCGAACGGUUUUCAACCAAGGCCUUUCGAGGAUGUGCCUGGACCAAAAUCUUUACCCAUUAUCGGAACGCUUUACAAAUAUCUACCAUUAACUGGGGAAUAUAGUUUUACAAAUCUAUACGAGAGUGGAGUGAGAAAAUUGAAAAGUUUCGGGCCCAUAGUGCGCGAAGAAAUAGUGCCGCGUGUAAAUAUUGUGUGGAUCUAUCGGCCGGAAGAUAUAGCCGAGAUUUUUAAAGCGGAAUCUGGUUUGCAUCCAGAAAGAAGGAGUCACUUGGCUCUUCUAAAAUACCGAAAAGAUCGGAAAGACGUGUACAACACUGGAGGCCUAUUACCCACAAAUGGACCAGAAUGGUGGAGGUUGCGCAAAGAAUUUCAAAAAGUUACCAGCAAACCUCAAGAUGUGAUGAAUUAUUUAGAAGAAACAAACCAUGUUGUGCAGGAAUUUGUUGAAUUAUGCAGCAAAGAAAAGUUUGAGGAUUUCCUACCGAUUUUAUCGCGCUUAUACCUCGAACUGACGUGUCUAGUUGUUUUCGAUGUAAGGCUCAACAGCUUCUCAAAAAAAGAAAGAUGCGAAAAUUCCAGAAGUUCAAAAUUGAUUAAGGCUGCUCUUGCAACGAACAGUGCAAUCUUAAAGCUGGAUAAUGGAUUUCAGUUAUGGCGGUAUUUUGAAACGCCAUUAUACCGAAAGCUACGUAAAGCUCAAAUGUAUAUGGAAACAAUUGCAUUAGAACUGGUAUCCCUGAAAAAAGAUAAAGAAGCUCGACAAAAUAAAUCAUUUCUAAAUGCUUAUUUAGAAAAUCCUGCUCUGGAUAUCAAGGACGUUGUGGGCAUGGCUUGUGACAUGUUACUUGCUGGCAUAGACACCACUACCUACAGUACAGCUUUUACAUUAUAUCAUCUUGCACGGAAUCAAGAUAUACAGGAAAAAUUGAGAUCCGAAGCAACGCAAUUAUUACCUCGUCAUGAUCAACCAGUGACAGCUGAUGUUUUACGAAAUGCUAUGUACACCAAAGCUGUUAUAAAAGAAAGUUUGCGAUUAAAUCCAAUUUCUGUCGGAGUAGGUCGCAUUUUGCAAACUGACGUCAUUAUUAGUGGUUACAAAAUACCCAAAGGGACCGUGGUUGUGACGCAAAAUCAAAUUAUUUGUCGGCUCCCCGAAUAUUUUAGUAAUCCCGACUCGUUCAUACCAGAAAGGUGGCUUCGUGAAAACUCGGAAAAUAAAGCAGUCUGUGGAAAAUCAGUACAUCCGUACGUGUUAUUACCCUUUGGACAUGGCCCCCGUUCUUGUAUAGCCAGACGCUUUGCGGAACAAAAUAUGCAAGUACUCCUAUUACGGAUCUCCAGACAGCUAAAAUUUUCUUGGCAUGGCGGUCAACUUGGAAUAUUAUCUUUGUUGAUCAACAAACCUGACGCGCCGCUGAAAUUCGAAUUCCGUGAUAUCGGAAAAGCAGAUUCUAUUUCUUAAACCAGCAACGAUGUACAG